Molecule: messenger RNA, 4173 nt
Organism: Lutra lutra (Eurasian river otter)
Lineage: Eukaryota; Metazoa; Chordata; Mammalia; Carnivora; Mustelidae
Gene: TMEM201
Product: transmembrane protein 201
Biological process (GO): nuclear migration along microtubule
Cellular component (GO): nuclear inner membrane
Molecular function (GO): lamin binding; actin filament binding
Source: RefSeq, a predicted model, not a curated record
CGCCGGCUACAAAGCGGCGAAGGUCACGGCGCGAGCAGGCGCGCGCCGCCGUCCCGCGUCCCGUGUCCCGCCUGCGGCCCUGGGCCCCCAGCCCCGUGGCCCGUCGCCCGCCGCCCGUCGCCCGCCGCCCGCCGCCCGCCGCCCGCUACCCGCGCGGGGAACCAUGGAGGGAAUGAGUGCGCCGGCCCGCUGCCCCACGGCGGGCCUGGCCGGCGGCCUGGGGGUCACGGCGUGCGCCGCGGCCGGCGUGCUGCUCUACCGGAUCGCGCGGAGGAUGAAGCCCACGCACACCAUCGUCAACUGCUGGUUCUGCAACCAGGACACGGUCGUGCCCUACGGGAACCGCAACUGCUGGGACUGUCCCCACUGUGAGCAGUACAACGGCUUCCAGGAGAAUGGCGACUACAACAAGCCCAUCCCCGCCCAGUACAUGGAGCACCUGAACCACGUGGUGAGCGGCGCGCCCCGCCCCCGCGCACCUGCGCAGCCGCAGCAGUGGGUGAGCAGCCAGGUGCUGCUGUGCCGCAGGUGCAGCCACCACCAGACCACCAAGAUCAAGCAGCUGGCCGCCUUCGCGCCGCGGGACGAGGGCAGGUACGACGAAGAGAUCGAGGUGUACCGCCACCACCUGGAGCAGACGUACAAGCUGUGUCGGCCGUGCCAGGUGGCUGUCGAGUACUACAUCAAGCACCAGAACCGCCAGCUGCGUGCCCUGCUGCUCAGCCACCAGUUCCGGCGCCGGGAGGCAGACCAGAGCCACAUGCAGAGCUUCUCGUCUGCGGCGAAGGCCCCAGUCCAGGUCAUCGUGCUCCGCGCCCUCGCCUUCCUGGCCUGUACCUUCCUGCUGACCCUCCUGCUCUAUGGCACCAGCAACCCCUUUGCCCCACAGGCCACCCUGCCCCCAGCCCUGCUGUCAGGUGGCAAUGGCUCAGCUGCACCGGACGACGGCAGCGCCCCGGGGACGGAGGGCUGGCAGCAGCUGCUGGGCCUGCUGCCCGAGCAUGCGGCCGAGAAGCUGCAGGAGGCCUGGGCCUUCGGGCAGAGCCACCAGAUGGGCGUCGCGGCCCUGGGCCUGCUCACCUGCCUGCUGGCCAUGCUGCUGGCGGGCCGCCUCAGGCUCCGGAGGAUCGAUGCCUUCUCUACCUGCCUGUGGGCCCUGCUGCUGGGGCUGCACCUGACCGAGCAGUACCUGCAGGUCUCCUCGCCCGGCUGGCUGGACACACUCAAGUUCAGCACCACGUCCCUGUGCUGCCUCGUGGGCUUCACAGCAGCCGUGGCCACAAGGAAGGCGACAGGCCCGCGGAGGUUCCGGCCCCGAAGGUGUUCCCCACGCGUCGCGGCCGGCCUCUGCCCCACGAGCCCCAGCCUGGCUGUGCCCUACCCGGGCGCGGGCCCCUCGCCGUCUCUGUUCAUCCCCACCCCGCCCGGCUUCCUGCCGCUCGCCAGCCAGCAGCUGUUCCGGUCUCCGCGUCGGGCCUCGCCCUCCUCGCUGCCGGGCCGCCUCAGCCGGGCCCUCUCGCUGGGAACCAUACCCUCCCUGACGCGGGCAGACUCGGGGUAUCUGUUCAGCGGGAGCCGCCCCCCAUCUCAGGUGUCUCGAUCUGGAGAGGUUCCUGUUUCAGAUUACUUCUCUCUGCUGUCGGGAUGCUGUCCAUCCUCCCCGCUCCCUUCCCCAGCGCCUUCCGUGGCUGGCUCCGUGGCCUCCAGCUCUGGCUCUCUGCGCCACCGCAGGCCCCUCAUCAGCCCGGCUCGGCUCAACCUGCAGGGGCAGAAGCUGCUGCUGUUCCCGUCACCCCCCGGGGAGGCCCCCAGCACACCCAGCAGCUCAGACGAGCACUCACCCCACAACGGCAGCCUCUUCCCCCUCGAGCCGCCCCAGGUCCCGCAGAGAUCGCCGGCACGGGACACAAAGCUCAACAUGGACAUGAGGUCGGGGCCAGAAAGAGGCGGUGCCUGUAGCAGCCGGACCAUCAAGAAAGAGGACGACUCGUCCCAGUCAUCCGCCUGCGUAGUGGACACCACCACCCGGGGGUGCACAGAGGGGGCCGCCAACUGGAGAGGUCGUUUCGGGCCCUCCCUGGUCCGGGGCCUCCUGGCUGUGAGCUUGGCCGCCAACGUGCUCUUCACCUCGGCCUACCUGUACCAGGUCCUGCGCUGAGCUGCGGCCCACAGCCUCCAGGUCCCUGAGGGGCUCAGGGGUGCCCCGGUGCAUGCUGCUCCCACCACUGCCGGCCUCGGAGCCCUCCCCGGGGCGCUGCCUCUGUCCUCACCAGGGCCCGUGACCCUACUGGGCCCGUCCUGUCCUCGGGAUCCCCUCCUCACCUAACAGACCGCAGGGCUGAGCGUGGGCCGCGAGAUCACUCUCCUCCCUGCCCGUCUCCUCGGCUAACAUCACUUGUGUUUGGUGCUGACCCUGACCCCGAAGCCAGGGGUCCCCAAGGGGCUGCGGGACCCUGGGGUCCCCUCCCGCACUGCCCAGCCCGCCUGGCAGGAGGGCCACUACUACUGUAACUGCCCAGGAGCCGGCUGCCCCCUGACCCUGCGCUGCGGGCCAGGACCACCUCUCUGUACUGUACUCUGGUCCCAUGCAGCCACCUCAGGUUCCCUGGGGGAGGAGCAAGGGACGGUCCCUGUGUCACUCACCCUCAGUCCUGCCUGGGGAAGAACAGAGCCCUUGGACAGGCCCCCUUGAGGACGGGCCUCCCCUGCCUCCGUCUCGCCCUGUCCUGUCCGUUCCAAGUCUGGCCUGGCCUCUGGCUCUCCUGGCUGGGGAGGUGGAGAUCUGGGGUCCCCAGCCCAGGGCCCCUUGAGUUCUAGUGUAAGCACUAAUCCUUCCCCUCCCCUUGCCAGCCUCCCUGCUGCCCUCGUGUGCCCCUAUUUUGUUACCUCCAGUGACCUGCCCAGGCCUGCACUUCUGGGCCCCUCCUCCAUGCAUGGGGCUCCCACAGGGGCCUUGCUGGAGCCCUCAGCCUGUGUUGCCCUGCAGGACAGGCCCAGGGCAGCCUGCAGGUCUCCAAGGAGACCGACCCCACACCCUGCCCUGCCACCAGCCUGGCCCCUUCUGGCCCCCCAAGACCCUCCCUUCCUCCCUUUCGUUGUGCUGUCACCGUGGGCUCAGUGUGACCUCAGUCUCCAGGCCACCUCGGCUGGCUUCCUCUCCCACCCCACUCCCCAGGCCCCGCCACUGCCCUGCCUACUGCUCCCACGGAUUUGCUCCCCGCGACCCUCCGCCUCUGUGCCAGGGGUCCCGUCCUGCCCCUGAGUGGAGGAGGGAAGGCCCUUGGUCUGGCACAGGGACCCCCCAACCCAGUGCUGUGAGGACUGAGUGUGCGUGUGCAUGUGGCCCUCAGAUUUCCCCCACCCCGUACCCACUGCCCUGGGCCUCAGACGCAGGCAGGCAAGCAAGCGUGGACCGCGUGUGUCUUGCACGUGCCUGUGCCCCUCGGGGAGGGACUGGCAGUCUCGGUGAAUUCUAAGACUUGCCCGUGGGGGAGGUGGAGGGGAAUCGUCGCGAGGACAGGAGGAAUGGUCUUUAUCAUUCAGGGAUAAAGUUUAAUUUUAUUUUUCUACACAUUUUUGCCAGGUAAGGCAUUCUGCUGCUCAGCGGGAUGCCCCCAGUUCUCCCUGCCAGGGAGGUUUCGUUUUUUUAAGCCUUGGGUGCUUUUUUAGUAAUUUUUUUUUACCAUGUGGGGAAGGAGUUGCUCUGACCUCCCCCUCUCUCCUCUUCUCACCCGCUCCUGUCCUGAGAGCUGUUUCCUGCCCUGCCUCCCCGCCAGCACACGGGGCGUGGGGGGCCGGGGGCCGCACCAGGACCCUGAGUCCGACUGGACUCUGCCAGGGCUGACCCAACGCACAGGUGGUGCUGUUUGGCCCCUGUUUGUGGAGCGGGCACGUGUGUCAAGUUUUUUAAUUUUAUUUUUGCCUAACAAAGCCAAACUCCACUCCCGAGUACCCUUCCUCUGGCUCUGAGGAAGCCCCCAACACAGAGCGCCCACCCCCUCCUCUUGGCCCCUCCUGCCCGAGACCCGAGGUCCCAGCACCCUGUAGGGGCAGGGGAGAGGCAGGGCGGGGAAGAGGGCUUGCUUACGUUUCUUUCAGUCAAAAAAAACACAACCUUAUUUUUCUUUAUAAAAGCAAAAAAGGAAACCAAAAAAGAUCAACCUUUGAACUAUA